AUGGAGAACAUCCAGUCUAUGUGGAACGAGGUCACGUCGUUCUUCUCGCCGGCAGACACGCUGCCAUGGACGGACGAGAAAACCAUUCAGGCGUGUGAGAGGGACAUGCUGGAUCCAGGGCAGGCGGCAGCAGCAAAGGACAACCUGAUGAAGCUGGCGUGGGCGCUGGUGCACUCGAGGAGAGAGGCGGACGUGGUGCGCGGGAUCGCCAUGCUUGAUGAGCAGCAGAGGGGGGACGCCAACGCCAAGGACAGACACGAGGUUCUCUACCUGAAAGCAGUGGGGUGCUACCGGGCCGGGGACUUGCAGCAAGCCAGGCAACUCGUGGAAGCGGCGCUUAAGCUGUCGCCAUCAUCCCACCAAGGCGCCUGCCUCAAGAAGUGCAUAGAGAGCAAGAUAGCUUCAGAUGGAGUGAUUGGAGUGGGCAUCGCUGCUGGUGCUGUUGCUGUUAUUGGGGCCGUUGCUGCUGCGGCCAUUGCUGGGGGGCGCAAAUAA
Molecule: messenger RNA, 495 nt
Organism: Closterium sp. Yama58-4
Lineage: Eukaryota; Viridiplantae; Streptophyta; Zygnematophyceae; Desmidiales; Closteriaceae
Source: the annotation of a GenBank genome assembly